Messenger RNA from Oncorhynchus tshawytscha (Chinook salmon), 5180 nucleotides. It is a transcript of the gene mapk6, whose product is annotated as mitogen-activated protein kinase 6. The transcript has 8 exons. The record is from RefSeq and is a predicted model, not a curated record. Gene Ontology annotation, biological process: intracellular signal transduction; protein phosphorylation; cell surface receptor signaling pathway. Bases 1384 to 3762 code for a protein of 792 amino acids. NCBI's taxonomy places the organism in Eukaryota, Metazoa, Chordata, Actinopteri, Salmoniformes, Salmonidae. Gene Ontology annotation, molecular function: ATP binding; MAP kinase activity. Gene Ontology annotation, cellular component: nucleus; cytoplasm.
GGCUCACAGACUGACUGGUGAAGUUACUGCAUAGCAGAUAAGGACCCCAGACCUGCAGAAUCUAUCUGAAUAUCUCUGGAUCCGAAUAUUUUGGCUAUUCUGUUUUAUUUCUGUGUGAUUUUUAUUCCUUUAUUCGGAAUAUUAUUUUCGGAAGGAUGUAGGUAGAUCGCAGUGCGAGAGAUUCCACAUACCGCUAGUCGGAGAAAAAAAGAAGACAGAAAAAAAAAACAGCAGAAAAAGGCGACAAGCCCUGCGCAUCAUGACAGAUGGACUAUCUAAAUCCUCGCGCAGCACCAGUAACCUUUCCGAGGGACUUUUACCUCUAACGCGGCUAAUAACCCAGUACUGUGUACCAUAAUCUGGAAAUAGCAUUUAGGCCAAACUCAGAAAACACUGCAUUGCCGCUGAAGGAUGAAAAACAACGGCAGCACUUCCGCAGUCCUUCGCAAGCAGAAGCAUUUCCAAAACAAGUUUGUCUGUCUUGUCUGACUGACUUGCUUGGAAGUUGACACAAAUAUUAGUAUUUCUCUCUUGAGUGUUGAUUUUGAAUAUUUAUUUUGAAAAUAUAAAUAUAAUCUUCCGUCUCAGCAACUGUGUGUGACAUAUGGUCCAAACGUAACAGGCACUGACUACACCUGUGCCCAGUCAAUAACAGGUUACCCCUAUGUAAAAUGGAGGAUAGUUUUGAUUGCGAUUGUGGUGAGCUUGAGCCACCCGAUUGUUGAGGGCCAGACUACUCUGUGAAGACUAAAAGGCAAGACACCAUUUUUGGAUGAGCGGUGGUUUCAACAGGAAGAAGAUUUGAGUAAAUACACACAAAAAAAAAAAAAAAAAAAAAUAGAAUUUAAAAUUGUAGUUCUUUUUGGCGCAAUUGUAAUCAAUGCAGCUACACAGGAUGAGUCUAUCACUGAAUGUAUCUGCACUGUGAGGAUGCAACAAGAUGCUGUUGUAGUUUUUGAAUUGGCCUCUUGAGUUCAUUCCAUUAUUGCUGGCUGUUAAACACUAUAAACGUUUAAAAACGGUUUAAUAACCGGAGAAGCGGCAAAAACAACAACAAAAAACAGAUUUUGAAAAAGUAAUUCAUAUUAGGCCUGGAAAAACUUGCUCCAUUUGUCAAACAAACAUGACUUUCUACUCUGGUUGUGAGUCCGAGAGCCGUGUGAUUCUGUGAGGGUUAGACAGGGGGAAACAGUAGUCUUCUGUGAGGGUUAGACAGGGGGAAACAGUAGUCUUCUGUGAGGGUUAUACCAUCCACAUUUUCUAUUUUCACAAUGUUACACACCAGGCAAGACCUCCUAUAGCUUAUUACCAGUCAGUUUGUCCAUUUUGUAUUGAACAACCCCCAAAGUCAAUCGCAAACUUAGUCAAAACACCAAAUCCAAGAUGGCGGAGAAGUUUGAGUCUCUGAUGAACAUCCACGGGUUUGACCUGGGCCCACGUUACAUGGACCUGAAGCCUCUGGGCUACGGAGGGAACGGCCUGGUGUUCUCAGCCAUCGACACGGACUGCGACAAACGAGUGGCGGUGAAGAAGAUCAUUCUGACGGAUCCUCAGAGCGUCAAACACGCCCUGAGAGAGAUCAAGAUCAUCAGGAGGCUGGACCACGACAACACCGUCAAGGUAUUUGAGACCCUUGGGCCCAGCGGUCGUCACCUAACAGAGGACAUAGUCUCUCUGACAGAGGUGAACUCUGUGUACAUCGUCCAGGAGUACAUGGAGACCGACCUGUGUCAGCUCCUGGAGAGGGGUCUACUCUCUGAGGAUCACGCCAGACUCUUCAUGUACCAGCUGCUGAGAGGCCUCAAGUACAUCCACUCUGCCAACGUACUGCACAGAGACCUGAAGCCUGCCAACUUGUUCGUCAACACAGAGGACCUGGUGCUGAAGAUAGGAGACUUUGGACUGGCCCGGAUCAUGGAUCCUCACUACUCACACAAGGGUCAUCUUUCUGAGGGCUUGGUGACUAAAUGGUACCGGUCUCCUCGCCUGCUGCUCUCUCCUAACAACUACACCAAGGCCAUUGACAUGUGGGCUGCCGGAUGCAUCUUCACUGAGAUGCUCACUGGGAAAACGCUCUUCGCAGGAGCCCAUGAACUGGAGCAGAUGCAGCUGAUCCUGGAGUCCAUCCCUGUGCUGAGAGAAGAGGACAGGCAGGAGUUACACAGUGUUAUCCCCGUCUUCAUACACGGUGACAUGUCCCAGCCGCACAACCCACUGGCCAAGCUACUGCCCGACGUCAGCCCACAGGCCCUGGAUUUCCUGCAAAAGAUCCUGACCUUUAACCCCAUGGACCGUCUGACAGCAGAAGAAGCCCUAGCCCACCCUUACAUGUCUGACUACUCCUUCCCCCUGGACGAACCCGUCUCGCUGCACCCCUUCCACAUAGAGGAUGAGGUGGAUGAUAUCUUACUGAUGGACGAGGGUCACAGCCACACCUGGGACAGCAGGUACCGUGACAGCCAGCUUUCAGAAGGGGACUGGCAUCUCCACACCCACAGCAUUCUGGACACUGACGAGGUACAGGUGGACCCUCGGGCUCUGUCUGACCAAACUGACGAGGAGGAGGUUCAGGUGGACCCUCGUAAGUAUGCAGACGGAGACCGGGAGAUCCUGGACGAUCCUUCCUACGGCUACUCCUCCCUCUUCACUCCCGAACGCUCGUGGCCCGACCCCGAUGACGAACACUUUGACCUUCACCACGAGAACAAGUACUGUGACCUGGAGUGUUCCCACACCUGUAACUACAAGGUGGUGUCUCCAUCCUACCUGGAUAACCUGAUCUGGAGGGACAGCGAGGUCAACCACUACUACGAGCCCAAGCUCAUUAUAGAUCUGUCCAACUGGAAGGAGCAGCAGAGUAAAGAGAAACAGGCUCAGGCUGCAGGCAGAGACAAGGAGCACAAGGCCCAGAAGAGUAAGUGUGAGAAGAACGGCCUGGUGAAGGCUCAGAUGGUUCUACAGGUAGAGAAGAGCCCGGUGGAGAAGGACUCCCAGCAAGAGAAGAACCAGACCCAGACUACUCAACAGAAUCAAGGCUUUGACUUUGACUCCUUCAUCGCCGGCACCAUCAAACUGAGCCUGCGAACUGAGCCCAGCGACGUGGGACUCCUGGGGGACGUGGGCCUCCUGAGCGAGGUGGGAGUGGGCCUCCUGAGCGAGGUGGGCCUCCUGAACGAGCUCAACUCGUCUGUGUCCCAGCUGGAGGCUCCGCGGUCAGGCUCCAUGUCCAAAACCAUCAGCCAGGAGAAGGAGGAGAAGUGCCUGGUGAACUUUGCUCAGGUCAGCAUCACCGUGGGGACCGCUGGGUCUGGGGCACGUCCCGCACACCCCUGGGAGAGCUUCGGAGGAGGGGAGAGGGUGGAGGAGCGGAGAGGUGGGUGUCUGAUGGACGGGGCGGGGCGCUGGGACGUUGGGAAAGAGGAGCAGCUCCAGAAGGACAGCUGCUACACCAGCUACCUGGACAGACUGUUCAGCAGGAAGGACGAGGGCAGCGGGGAGAGUGCUGCUAGCGCCGCCGACACCCCAGAACCUGAGCCCUCGGAUGUGGGAGUGGAGAGGGAACGGGACGAGGGGGGCUUCCUGGCGCGGAGCGGAGAAAUCAUGUUUAACAUGCAGCUGGACUCUCUGGCGCUGCCGGGAUUCGAUGCUACGACCGACGUGCCGCUCAAAUCCAUCCAGGCCUCCCUCGCUCCCUCCACGGUCAAAUGCUCGCCUCAGAUUGCCCACACAACCUACAGCAGCUUCUUCAAGCAUCUGAAUUAAAAAAAACAAAUGAUACAAUACCAUGUUCCUCACAGUGCAAGAUCUCUAGGCUGGUUCUGUUCUGUUGUCCUUGUAUUUUAUUUCAUUAUGAUAGUGAUGUUAUUUUACUUGAAUCAUUUCAUACCUUAUUGUAUGGCUCCUUUUUUUUAAAUAUAAACUUUUAUUUGUAUUAUUAUUAUUUUUUAGUUGUUGUAGGAGUUAAAGGUAAAAUAGACUGGGUUGAAAGUUGCUAGCAGAUCAAACAUCAGAGUUAUUACCUCCAGGGUCACUGACCCUACCUGAGUUGAUCUCCCCAAUUAUCCCUCAGCAUCCACCAACUGGCAGCAUUUACACUGCACACUGAGUACUGUAGACUAAAAGGAGAGGAGAGAAGGAAUGGGGAAGAGAGAAGGAAGGUGGAGAAUUGGAUAGGGGGAGAUAUAUGGAGGGAUAUGAGAAGUGGUGCGAUGCUAAGCAGAACAGCCCUGUUGAUCCUGCAGCCUUCCCCCUGAGCUCAUCACUGAUCUAAGACCUGUGGCUGAAUAAGUGAAAGGAAGGUUUGCACCCUAUCACUUAAACCAAUCAGACCCUCUCAGAUCAGUCAUGUGGUCAACACAGGAAGAGGUGUAUAGAAAUCACAGCUUUGUAUCUGUGCCAUUCUGGUGUCUGUGACAGCAUGGCCAGUGCCAUUGAGGCUAUCUCCAUUUUAAAGUAGUAUAUUUUCUUCUUCUUUUGAUGUUUGAAGAGUGUAACGCUAAUAGUGGUGACUUUACCGCCACCUGCAGUCUUCGAGUCUUGAAACCAAAUCGUGUUAUUCAUUUAUUGUGGCCACUAGAUGGCGGUCAUUUAGCUUAAAGCCAUUUACAAACUAGGCAAACCAAUUUGAAGAAGACAAAUGCUCUGCUGAUCGCUCCCAACCCAUAGGAAUCCCCACCCAGUUCAAUACUUUACAAUGGUGGAAGCCCUCAAUGGAAAUGUCCAUGCAAAAACAGGUUAUUUCCAAGUAAUGUUCUCUACAUCUCCAUGGGAGUAAGGAUAAAUAUCUUAACAGAGCCAAUGUGAGAAGAUGGGAGGGCAUUGUGAACUAAAGGAGAGAGGUGUAUUGUGGGAGACGUAGUCAUACUGACAUCACAAUCGCUGUAGGUCUUUUCACUAGGGAGGGGGGGGGACAGGCUUUUCUUUUAAAAAAAAAAAGAGGUUUUAUUUGAAAAUGUACUUUAAUUAUUUUUACCAAGUGUUUAAUUUAUUUCUGUAUAAUUUCCUAAAAGAGGCUUCCUGAAACCCCCUCAUUUCAUACUGUAGUUUGUUUGACACAUGAUGCCAGCAGCGAACCAUUACUCCUGGACCUUUUGUGAAUGUGUUAUCUACCUCAAGGUAACAGCAGCGAGAGACAUUCGAAGCCGCACUAGUGCUUACACACACACACACACACACACACA